This is a messenger RNA of Phyllopteryx taeniolatus (common seadragon), 6257 nucleotides long. RefSeq names its product ARVCF delta catenin family member b (gene arvcfb). The transcript has 24 exons. Gene Ontology annotation, cellular component: nucleus; cytoplasm; plasma membrane. The record is from RefSeq and is a predicted model, not a curated record. Bases 379 to 3516 code for a protein of 1045 amino acids. Gene Ontology annotation, biological process: cell-cell adhesion; cell-cell junction assembly. Lineage: Eukaryota; Metazoa; Chordata; Actinopteri; Syngnathiformes; Syngnathidae. Gene Ontology annotation, molecular function: cadherin binding.
CCCAAAAAAGAAAAAAGCCACUCAUUCAACCACUGGACUACUGCUCAUCAUCUCGCAGGCUCUCAUCGCGUCCGAAAAGGAGGAUGGACUGGAUAAACUGAGGUGGAGUGGGAUGCUGGUCUGAUAUUUGUAAGGUCCUUUCUCCUCAGCCUAAGUCACAGAUCUCCCCUGAGAAACGGAACAAUCAAGUCCAAUCUAUCAGAGCCUCGCCUUUCCUUGUUCUACUUGUGGUGUGACGGCACUCGACAACAUCAAAGCUCUCUCUCAUUCUAGCUGUGUCAUCCCUCCAUUUUUGUUAAGAGUUGGGGAUGACUGUUGCCUAACAGCUAUCAGCCUGCGUAUCUACUAGGAUCAGGACAAGUGCAACUAAUACUGGACAUGGAGGACUAUGACGUUCGCUCAGCUUCCAGCAUCCUGGCGUCAGUGAAAGAACAGGAGGCCCGUUUUGAGCAGUUGACUCGAGCCCUCGAGGAGGAGCGACGCACCUUGCAGCUUGGGCGGGCCAAUGUGCCUCCCAACCCUCCCACCAGCCAACCGUUAGCAUGGCAGCAAGUGGUGAUGCAGGAGCAGAGCCCCAGUAACGCCACUUCUCUGGCCAUGAUGCAGGAGCCACCGGAAGUGGUGGAGGAGACGGUCACCAUAGAGGAGGACCCUGGGACCCCUAGUUCUCAUGUUUCAGUGGUCACCUCGGAUGAUGGGACCACACGACGCACAGAAACCAAGGAUUUGUCAAGUAAAGUAAAGGUGACCAAGGUGGUCAAAACUGCUACCCACUGCACCUACCAUCCAGUACCAGUGAUGGAGAGCUUGGUAGUGGAGUCCAGGCCUGCCACCAGGACACCCACAGCAGUCUCCACCUUCACCAAUGCUCCAUCUGACACAGAGCCAGUGACCAAAAUGGUGAAGACGGUGACCACUCGAACUGUGCGUCAGGUUCCUCUCGGCCCUGAUGGCUUGCCCAUGCCCGAAGGUUCGUCCCCAUUGGGAAGUUACACCGACUCCAUUGACCGGCGCUACGUCAAGAACGGCGGUGAUCGCUUCAUCACGCCUCAAGCCUCAUCCACCUUGACGCGCUCCCACAACAACUCCUACAAUGAUUCCUAUGGUGAAACGCCAGAGAGUCAGUACAUUCGCCACUAUGGUCUGCAUGAUGGCUACACUGAUUUGACGGACAACUAUGGAAGCCUGUCAAGAGGCAUCAACUUCCGUCCGCCUCGCUACCCCUACAUGCCCAAUAGCUAUCGGCCUGAGAACAGCUACACACUGCCUAUUCGUAAGGAUGACUAUGGCCAUGUGGCCCAACCCCAGGUGCCUAUGGGUAGCAGCACAGUAGACCUGAAUCGCUCCCAGCCUGAGCGCUUUCAGGCUGAACCAUAUGGCCUGGAAGAUGAUCGCCGCAGCUUUGGCCCGGAGGAUGAGGAGCCAUAUGAGCUCGAGCAUGACUAUUCCACUGCUAACCGACGCACACUAAAAGGAGCCAACCGGGGUCGCACCCACAGAGAACCACUUCGUGAUGGACCAAGAAUCAGAGGCUACCCAGAUGAACCCAUUGAUACAGAGCUCAUAGAUGAACGCCACCCGUACAUCCAUGGCAUAUAUUCUGCGCCACUGGCCCAGCCAGAGCGAGGGAGCAUGGCCAGUCUGGAUCGUAUGGGCGGUCGACGUUCACCUUCAAUUGACAGCAUUCGUAAGGAUCCACGCUGGCGUGACCCAGAUCUUCCAGAGGUCAUUGCCAUGUUGGGCCACCCCAUCGACCCUGUGAAGUCCAAUGCUGCUGCCUAUUUGCAGCACCUAUGCUAUGAAAAUGAUAAAAUCAAAAAGGAUGUGCGCCAGCUGAAGGGAAUUCCUGUCCUGGUUGGCCUUCUGGACCACCCCAAGUCUGAGGUCCACCGCAAGGCUUGCGGUGCCUUGCGCAACAUCUCCUACGGCAAGGACAAUGACAAUAAGGUGGCAAUCAAAAAUUGUGAUGGCAUUCCUGCCCUCAUCCGCCUGCUGAGGAAGACCAAUGACAUGGAGGUUCGAGAGCUCAUCACUGGGACUCUUUGGAACCUGUCCUCCUUUGAACCCUUGAAGAUGGUCAUCAUCAACCACGGCCUCAAAACAAUGACCAAUGAGGUUAUCAUCCCACAUUCUGGGUGGGAACAUGAACCAAACGAGGACUCAAAGCCACGUGAUGCAGAGUGGACCACCGUCUUCAAGAACACUUCUGGGUGCUUGAGAAACGUAAGCUCAGAUGGGGCAGAGGCUCGGCGCAGAUUGAGGGAGUGUGAUGGAUUGGUGGACGCCCUGCUCCAUGCCCUCCAAUCAGCUGUAGGGAAAAAAGAUAUGGAUAAUAAGUCUGUGGAGAACUGUGUCUGUAUUAUGAGGAACCUGUCCUACCACGUCCACAAAGAAGUCCCGGGGGCCGAAAGGUUUCAGGACCCAUCAGCACCACAGACCCCUGGCUCAGCAGGGCCGCACAGAAAGAAGGAUGACGCUGGCUGCUUUGGAGGCAAAAAGGCCAAAGAGGAAUGGUUUAAUCAAGGUAGAAAAAAUGGUGAGAAUGACAAAAACUACGACACAUUGGAUCUUCCCAAGCGUGCUGAGCCGACAAAAGGUUUUGAGCUUCUGUAUCAACCAGAAGUGGUGAGACUCUAUCUUUCUCUGCUGACUGAGAGCCAAAACUUCAACACCCUGGAGGCUGCUGCUGGGGCUCUGCAAAACCUUGGUGCUGGGCAAUGGACUUGGUCCAACUACAUCCGGGCCACAGUGCGUAAAGAGAAAGGUCUCCCCAUCCUGGUGGAGCUUUUGCGCUCCGACUCCGACAAGGUGGUCCGAGCUGUGGCUAUCGCCUUGCGCAACCUCUCCAUCGACCGACGCAACAAGGACUUAAUUGGAAGUUACGCCAUGCGGGACUUGGUCAGUAACUUGCCCAGCGGACAGCAGCAACCAGCCAAGAACUUAGAGGAAGACACCGUGGUUGCCAUCCUCAACACCAUCCACGAGAUUGUCACAGACAGCUCUGAAAACGCCCGAUCUCUCAUUCAGGCCCAGGCCAUUGAGAAGCUUGUCGCUAUCAACCGAACCAGCCAAUCGACAAGAGAAACAAAGGCCGCAUCUCACGUGCUGCAGACUGUGUGGAGUUAUAAGGAAUUGAGGAACGCUUUGACAAAGGAUGGCUGGAACAAGAGCCAUUUCCAGCCCACGGUGACAGCAACCCCGAAAGGAACCAAGAACGGCAAACCGGGUUAUGAUGAUACAACUCUGCCCCUUAUGGAGAAGAACCAAGGACCUGCUGUGGUGCCCAUGAAGUCCACACAAGCCCAUGCAAAGCACAUGCUAAACGGUUACUCUACCAUUGACCAGAGGGACAAGGACUGCAAAUACAAGACAGGCGACAAUUCAGUGGACCUGACAGAACGGGAGCCAUUGAAGAAUGACACAAGUAGGAAACACUAUAUCAGGAGUAAUAGGCCUGCGGUCAGUCUGGUGGACGCUUGUGAUGUUAAGCCACAGCCUGUUGAUUCCUGGGUCUAAAUGCAUGCAUGGCUUAAAACUGCGACAGAGUAACACCGCAGGAGGAGCUCUCACAUCACCACUGCCAUUUAUACGGAGCUCAUGUUUGGAGUUGAACUUUGUACAGCUAGAAGAUUUAAAAUAAAUAGAAACAAUGAUGGUCAGAACAGCGACUACCCAGAAACAGCCAGCAAUUUUGCUUUUCAAAAAAAUAAUGAAAAAAGAUAUGGAGUGACAAUUCCUACUACUUUUACAUUUCUACAUUCCCACUGGACAGCAUGUGAAUUCUUCAGUGUUGACUCUUGUUGAGAUCUACAGGUGACAUCAAGGUAUUCAAAGUUGACAAUGGCGAAGUAAUUGACAUGAGAAGACGUGGGGGCCAUAAAUGGGGAAAGGAACGUGUGUUGAAAGGAAACCUGAGGUAAGAAGGAACACUUUUGUUUUGCCUUUACUUUAAAUCUAGGAGGUUUAGUUUUAAAGGCUAUGGAACUUUGUCUGUGUUUUUCAAUUUGUUGUGUAAGUUUGAUAUCUUUGAUGUGGGCUGGUUGGAUUGAUUGAAUGAUAAGUCACUGGAUGUUAGUUUUGGUUUGGGUGGGGGUGGUAAAGAAAAGGAAGCUGUAGCAUAGUGGAUAAAUGUACUCCCAAAAGUCAAAAACCCACAGCCCAUUUGGUUCACUGUGUUUGAAGAAGACUGCACUGAAAUGGUUUGGAAUAAGAGGUUUACUUUAUAAAGUGAAUAUUCUGCAAGUUGUGCUCUGGACAAUAGAAGGUGAAAGUGGGGGGGAAAUCGAAUGGAGCAACAUCUCAACAACUACUUGAUGUAAAUGAACAUCAACACGGAUGUUCUUCACCCAUGGUAAAAAGAAAAGAAAAAAAAACAGUCAGCGUGACAUGACAACCGUCUCUUGGUUUUCCUGAUCAAUGGCUCUUUGUCAGUUACGUGUGUAAAAGAAAAUAAGACUAUGGCAUUUUGCUGAUAAAGAUAUCCUUUUUUUUGGUGGUGAAAUAGCAGAAUAUGGUUGUUUGUUAAAGAUCUGAACCCUUUUUUUUUAAUUUUGUCAACUUUUAAAUACAUGUAUAUUAGGGUAAAAAAAAUGAAGAAAAACCCAACUUGUUAGUUUUAUAUUAAUAUCACAUUGUUUGGAAAACACAUUGGAUUAAGGUUCACCAUGUUUGGAAAAAGUAACUACCAUGUAAUUUACAUCUGCCAGUUAUUGCCAGGUUACUCAGACCAUCACUUAUUUAUAUUUUGUAAGUCAUAAAGGAUGAAAAAAAAUUCUUACAUUUUUGUUUCAUGACAACUCCUGGAGUGGGGUCAAGGGUCAGAAAUCAAGAACUGAAACAGGUUAUAUAUAGAAUUUGUAAUAUUCCUUCAUUUUUGUUCCUACGGUGUUACAAUCAAGCACUCAUUACGUGCUUCCUAAAGAAAAAUACUCUUAUGAGCAUGAAAAAAGUGUACAGUUGUUCAUAUUUUUUUUAAGUGCCAUUUUUUUCUGUUUUUGUGAUAUUAACUAAUCCAUUGACAUACAGCAAGAGAACAGCAGAAUGGAUAAAAGUUAAGGCAAACUGAACGGUCACACUGUAUAAAGUCAAGUAUCAAAGGACAUAUAGUAUAUAUUUUUACAAACUUUCAGGGUGGACAACUUUGACUCGGAAAAACAGAGUGACAAGAGUAAAUUUACCAUUUCCGUUGUGCUUGGUAAGACCACACACAAACAUCUGUGCUAGUGUGUUCUCCAGCAUCAGUCUCUCAGAGUCAGCAUAUACUGGAGGCGGAAAUUCCGUAUCACUCAUGCGUCAUCCUGGUGAAUGGCAUGUGCCUGCAAUGACGUUUUCUUUGUGACGUGAUUUUAUAAGAGCUUGCGUUUACACAGUGUUUACAAAGAUGUGUGUUGUGGUAAAAUUCAAUAAACUACAAAUAAAUGUAUAACUUUUAAUUCCAGAGGUCACAACCAUAUAAUAAUACCUUGCAUCCUUUUUCGUCCCCUGAACUGUGUGUUUUCAUUGGACAUUAAUGAAUUAUCUUCAAGAAGGAAAAGAGAGCGAAAAAAAACAAGAAUGAAACAUAACGGGCUGUCUCUGACGGCCUCUGCAGCACCACAACCAAAGGAAUUGUAUUCAACAUGGAUUAAAGAGUUUAUUGGUUUUCUGGUUGUGUGACACAUGCAUUCAUCAAAAAGAAAAGCCACACAACUGUGCUGUUAAAAUACAAACUGGACACAGGCACAUAUUGAAUCAAACCUACCUUUGUAGAUGGAACUGAUUCAAGUUUGUCAAAAUAAAGUCAGUGUAUAUCUCAGUAGCCGAUGUGUUGUAUGCCUAUCAUGUGCCUUAAUCUUUUCCAUGGUAGAUACAAAUGUGUGUUUUGUAUUACUAUUCCUCCCCUUCAACUGCCAUCUAUCGAGAACGUAUCAGCCUCCUCUAUCCCACCUUUAAUCUCACACUGGUAUCAUUCUUCCUCCCACACUUUCCCAAAACUCGUUUGGAUUGACAUUGGGUUUCUGCCUUGUAAUACAUUGUAUAAUAAAUUUUUACAAAAGUUGGGCUCAUUCAAGAUGAUUUAAUAUUUUCUUUCCUAGAAGAGUAAAAUUGCAAAUGCUUUAGUAGCGAGCAGAAGCGAUGCCACAGUGUCAGAAUGUAUCACUUUAAUUUUACUGAAACCCACAUGAAAAUAUUCAGCUUGUGCAACAUAACAGAAACAUGAUGGUUUGUAGAGUAUACAUUUGGUGUGUGUUUUCAAUAAAUCAUGUCUGGAAAGAACA